Molecule: messenger RNA, 696 nt
Organism: Triplophysa rosa
Lineage: Eukaryota; Metazoa; Chordata; Actinopteri; Cypriniformes; Nemacheilidae
Product: epithelial cell-transforming sequence 2 oncogene-like
Exons: 4
Coding region: 50-631 (193 amino acids)
Molecular function (GO): protein binding
Source: RefSeq, a predicted model, not a curated record
UCGGCUGGACUUUACGACUGUGCUACCCCGUUUCCUUUCUCUGUACAUCAUGUCCUUUCUCAGUCCUCAAGACAUCUGUGCUGCAGCACAGGUGAGCUGGCACUGGAGGUUUCUGGCUGAGCAGGACUGUCUGUGGUUGCCCAAGUGCAUACGCCUGGGCUGGUUUCUUCCCUACAGUCCAUCAGAUCAUGAGUAUGGAGCCUGGAAAAGACAUUACGUGGCCUGUGCCGCCAGUUUGGAUAUUCUGACUCCACGGGAGGCAGCAGGUGUCUAUGGCACUUUAAAUGAGAGUUUGACUGCACCAGAGGAGCAGGAGGAGAGAUGGAGAGAGCUCAUGAUUAAACAAACAAUCAGAGACAAGAUAGCUGAACAUAAAAAGGCUGUUCUGAAGACGAGAAGGGCAUGGAUAAACACCAGUAAAUUGGGCACAUCAUUUACUGGAAGCAUUCACAAUCAACCAUUGACUCUUACUGCUGCUCUCGUUCAUAUAGGGGACAAGUGUCGUUUGAAAAACUCAUAUUCCAAUGUCGACACCAUAAAAUCACAGGAUGGUUUGACCAUAAGCAGAACUCUUGAGAACAUAUAUGCUUCCAGUUUGGUAAAAACUAUGAGGUCAGUAAAACAGUAUUAACAUCAAGUUCAUGAGUACCCAAAAAAUAUAUUUGCAACCUGUGGUGACUGUGGUGUUCUUGCAGU